CGCGGCGGGGCAGGGCAGGGCCGGGCAGUUCGGCCAGAGCGAGAGCGGGAGCCGGGCCGGGGCCGGAGCCGGAUCCGGGGCUGAAGACGCGGUCGCGGCCAGACAGGGGUCCACGGCGUGUCGGGAGGCGAGCGGCGGCCAAGAAUCUGUAACACAAGUUAAAAAGCGGCAGAUGCCUUCAGAGACAGCAUGUACUCCCAGCAGGAAGGGAUCAGAGAAUUCAAGGAGAAGCAGGUUUGUCUACGGAUUUUGAGCAUCUGAAGCUGACCUCUGAAUUUAAGCAUUCCCUGCUGCUCCCUCACCCUUUGAAGAGAUGUCUGUCACUUAUGAUGAUUCCGUUGGAGUCGAAGUGUCCAGCGACAGCUUCUGGGAGGUCGGGAACUACAAGCGGACCGUGAAGCGGAUCGAGGAUGGCCACCGCCUGUGCAGCGACCUCAUGAACUGCCUGCACGAGCGGGCGCGCAUCGAGAAGGCGUACGCGCAGCAGCUCACCGAGUGGGCCCGGCGCUGGAGGCAGCUUGUGGACAAGGGGCCUCAGUACGGGACGGUGGAGAAGGCCUGGGUGGCCGUCAUGUCCGAGGCAGAGAAGGUGAGCGAGCUGCACCUGGAGGUGAAGGCCUCGCUGAUGAAUGAGGACUUCGAGAAGAUCAAGAACUGGCAGAAGGAGGCCUUUCACAAGCAAAUGAUGGGAGGCUUUAAGGAGACCAAAGAAGCCGAAGAUGGCUUUCGGAAGGCACAGAAGCCCUGGGCCAAGAAGCUGAAAGAGGUAGAAGCAGCAAAGAAAGCCUACCACGCAGCGUGCAAAGAGGAGAAGCUGGCAAUAUCACGAGAAACCAACAGCAAAGCGGAUCCAUCCCUCAACCCUGAACAGCUUAAGAAAUUGCAAGACAAAGUAGAAAAAAGCAAGCAAGAUGUUCUUAAGACCAAAGAGAAGUACGAGAAGUCCCUGAAGGAGCUGGGCCAGGGCACGCCGCAGUACAUGGAGGGCAUGGAGCAGGUGUUUGAGCAGUGCCAGCAGUUUGAGGAGAAGCGCCUGCGCUUCUUCCGGGAAGUUCUGCUGGAGGUUCAGAAGCACCUAGACCUGUCGAACGUGGCCAGCUACAAAAACAUUUACCGAGACCUGGAGCAGAGCAUCAAAGCUGCUGACGCGGUGGAGGACCUGAGGUGGUUCAGAGCCAACCACGGGCCAGGCAUGUCCAUGAACUGGCCACAGUUUGAGGAUGAAGAGUGGUCUGCAGACCUGAACCGAACUCUCAGCCGGAGAGAGAAGAAGAAGACUGCCGAUGGUGUGACCCUGACGGGCAUCAACCAGACCGGCGACCAGGCUCUGCAGAGCAAGCCUAGCAGCGACCUUAGUGUCCCGAGCAACCCCGCACGGUCAGCGCACUCACUGUCCAGCUACAACCCCUUCGAGGACGAGGACGACACGGGGAGCACCGUCAGUGAGAAGGAGGACAUUAAGGCCAAAAAUGUGAGCAGCUACGAGAAGACCCAGAGCUACCCCACGGACUGGUCCGACGACGAGUCUAACAACCCGUUCUCCUCCACGGACGCCAACGGGGACUCAAAUCCAUUUGACGAGGACACACCCUCGGGGACGGAAGUGCGGGUCCGGGCCCUUUACGACUACGAAGGGCAGGAGCACGAUGAGCUGAGCUUCAAGACUGGGGAUGAGCUGACCAAGAUAGGGAAUGAGGAUGAGCAGGGCUGGUGCAAGGGACGCUUGGACAACGGACAGGUUGGCCUGUACCCAGCGAACUACGUCGAGGCGAUCCAGUGACGGGCUGGUGGGCUGGCUGGCGGAGGGGUGGAGGUGGAGGGCCCAGGAGCUCUGUUAGCCAUUGGCCCCGGGCUCUGGUGCCUCCAGCCAGCUGUGUGGGCCUCCACUCCUUUUCCUGCAAAAGAUGAUGGUUCCAUUGCUCUUGGCUUCAUGGUGUCUCUUGAAGGCAGACAAGCUGGUCAUUUUACCUGGGACUCGGCACCCUUUCCACAGUGCAAAUGGAGAGAUGUGCAAACAGGAAGAUGCAAUACAACAGAAAUCGCCGGGCCCCUCCCCGCCCCCGCUCCCGCUCCCCUACUCGCUGUGUGUUGGCUUAUCAUGGAUCUGUAUAUUCUUGACCUUGUCUUUCCUCCUCUCCUCCAAGUCCAUGGUAAUGGUGGGUUACACUGAUUCUGGUUCCACUGAUUACUUUCUCUGACGAGUCCCAUCACCUGCAACUUAGAUGAACAAACUUAAAUGCCAUUUUCUGAGGGAGGACUUUGAGGUUUUUAAUUUAAAGGCUGUGUACAGUUACUUUUUUAUAUACAUGUUCUUCCAUUCAUUUAUACUUAAAUUAUGGCAUAGAUGGAUGUACACCAGUCUUAAGGAAAUAUCUCUAUUUCCAUGUCGUACUGUUAAUCAACCAUGCCACUGCCUGGGGCAAGCUGCGAGAGCCGGUAGCUCAUUUGGACAGACAAUGUUUGAGACAAGAGAUUGCAGUAGAAAGAUGGGAACACAUGGUUGGAUUCCUGUUGUGAAUGCUGUCCACAUUUGGGGCAUCCAAAUGUGAGUUUCGCAAAUAACCUUAUGCAGUACUCUCUAAAGUCACCAUAUUUAAAAACUAUUUUCACUCUGUGCUUAAAACUUCACUCAUGCAAAUUAACAAUUUUAUCAGUGAUUUGAAAGGUUAAAAAAUAAGAAGACUAACUUUUCAAGUGAAUGCAUCUAUAGUUAAGAUGCUUUAUAUUAGACUGUCAUGUCUUGGUGUAUAUCUGUAUAUAUUAUUUGAUAUUCAGAGAAUCUAAAGAGCUCGUCUACUGUGUUAAUGAGAUUUAACAGCUUUUGACAGUGGGUUUAAUUUGUAAACUGCUUGAAGACCGUGGCAUUUGGGCACAGGCCUGGCUGGUCGGCUGAGACCCUCCGGGCUCGGGCCCUGGGCCUCUCUGAAGUGGAGCCUGUGGUAGGGAAGUCUGUCCUCACUGGCUGGCUGUGGGUCCAACUUCUAACUAGCCUUAGUCCUUUCUGUAGCAGAACACUGUACAAACCUCCCGUGUCUUUCCAGCAGUUGCAGAUUUCACUGUCAUCUGUAUUCCUCGUGAGCAAACAAAAGCUGGAUCUCACCCCCCUAGCACAAGGGUCUCUUCUCAGCAUCCUUAGUCAUCAGGGAGCAGGCGUGCUGGGGCAGGAAGCUACACUGUAGUCACGGGGCAGGGGAGGGAGGGAUAACCUUUAUUUUGUGUAACUCAGACAUUGGAGAAAUGGCUGCUGCCAUCACAAGCUAUGCAUUUUAUUCAGUGUUUCCAGUGAGCUUGAUGUCUUGCUUGGAAAAUGGAUGUGUGUCUGUCUGUCAUGAACACUUACCAGCAGAAAUCCUCAUUCCUUUGCUACAGAUGUACCAAAAAUUGUCACGUCUUUUCAGUUUAGGUGUUUCUUUAAACGCAUAGUAUUUUAGAAAAAAAUCAAUAAACAGUUGAUCUCGUGAGUAUGA
This is a messenger RNA of Balaenoptera musculus (blue whale), 3467 nucleotides long. It is a transcript of the gene PACSIN2, whose product is annotated as protein kinase C and casein kinase substrate in neurons 2. Bases 314 to 1780 code for a protein of 488 amino acids. The transcript is spliced from 13 exons. NCBI's taxonomy places the organism in Eukaryota, Metazoa, Chordata, Mammalia, Artiodactyla, Balaenopteridae. Gene Ontology annotation, cellular component: endosome; plasma membrane; cytoplasm. Gene Ontology annotation, molecular function: phospholipid binding; protein binding. Gene Ontology annotation, biological process: caveola assembly; regulation of endocytosis; plasma membrane tubulation. The record is from RefSeq and is a predicted model, not a curated record.